Molecule: messenger RNA, 5787 nt
Organism: Acanthosepion pharaonis
Lineage: Eukaryota; Metazoa; Mollusca; Cephalopoda; Sepiida; Sepiidae
Source: the annotation of a GenBank genome assembly
UUGUCUUUCUUUUCUUUGGCUCUUUCUUUUGUCUUUCUUUUCUUUGGCUCUUUCUUUUGUCUUUCUUUUCUUUGGCUCUUUCUUUUCUUUGGCUCUUUCUUUUCUUUGGCUCUUUCUUUUCUUCUGUCUUUCUUUUCUUCUGUCUUUCUUUUCUUCUGUCUUUCUUUUCUUCUGUCUUUCUUUCAUGGGUUUUUCUUUUCUUCUGUCUUUCUUUUCUUCUUUCUUUCUUUCAUUUCUUUUUUUCUUCUGUCUUUCUUUCAUGUGUCUUUCUUUUCUUCUGUCUUUCUUUUCAUGGGUCUUUCUUUUCUUCUGUCUUUCUUUCAUGGGUCUUUUUUUUUCUUCUGUCUUUCUUUUCUUGGGUCUUUCUUUUCUUCUUCUUCUUUCUUUCAUGGGUCUUUCUUUUCUUCUGUCUGUCUUUUCUUCUGUCUUUCUUUCAUGUGUCUUUCUUUUCUUCUUUCUUUUUCUUUUCUUUUUUUCUUCUUUCUUUUCUUUCAUGGGUUUUUCUUUUUCUUCUGUCUUUUCUUUUUCUUCUGUCUUUCUUUCAUGGGUUUUUCUUUUCUUCUGUCUUUUUUCUUCAUGUGUCUUUCUUUUCUUCUGUCUUUCUUUCAUGGGUUUUUCUUUUCUUCUGUCUUUCUUUUCUUCUGUCUUUCUUUCAUGUGUCUUUCUUUUCUUCUGUCUUUCUUUCAUGUGUCUUUCUUUUCUUCUGUCUUUUCUUUCAUGUCUUUUUUCUUUUCUUCUUUCUUUUUUUCUUCUGUUUUCUUUCUUCUGUCUUUUUUUUUCUUCUGUCUUUCUUUUCUUCUGUCUUUCUUUUCUUCUGUCUUUCUUUUCUUCUGUCUUUCUUUUCUUCUGUCUUUCUUUCAUGGGUUUUUCUUUUCUUCUGUCUUUCUUUUCUUCUGUCUUUCUUUUCUUCUGUCUUUCUUUUCUUCUGUCUUUCUUUCAUGGGUUUUUCUUUUCUUCUGUCUUUCUUUUUUUCUGUCUUUCUUUUUCUUGGGUUUUUUUUCUUUUCUUUCUUUCUUUUUUCUUUUCUUCUGUCUUUUUUUCAUGGGUUUUCUUUUCUUCUGUCUUUCUUUCAUGGGUUUUUUCUUUUCUUCUGUCUGUCUUUUCUUUCAUUUCUUUCUUUGUCUUUUCUUUUCUUCUGUCUUUCUUUCAUGUGUCUUUCUUUUUCUUCUGUCUUUCUUUUCAUGUGUCUUUUCUUUCAUGGGUUUUUUUUUUCUUCUGUCUUUCUUUUCUUCUUUUUUUCUUCUGUCUUUCUUUUUUCUUCUUUCUUUUUUUUUCUUUCUUUCUUUGUCUUUUCUUUUCUUUGUCUUCUUUUCUUUCUCUUUCUGUCUUCUCUUUUUCAUGGGUCUUUCUUUUCUUCUGUCUUUCUUUUCUUCUUUCUUUCUUUUCUUCUGUCUUUCUUUUCUUCUGUCUUUCUUUCUUUUCUUUUCUUUCUUUCAUGGGUUUUUUCUUCUUCUUUUUUUCUUCUGUCUUUCUUUUCUUCUGUCUUUCUUUUUCUGUCUUUCUUUUUCUUCUUUCUUUCUUUGUCUUUCUUUUCUUUUCUUUCUUUUCUUCUGUCUUUUCUUUUCUUCUUUUCUUUCUUUUCUUUUUUCUUCUGUCUUUCUUUUUUUCUUCUUUCUUUUCUUCUUUCUUUCUUUCUUCUGUCUUUCUUUUUCUUCUGUCUUUCUUUUCUUCUGUUUUCUUUCUUGUGUCUUUCUUUUCUUCUGUCUUUCUUUCUUGUUGUUUUUUUCUUCUUCUGUCUUUCUUUCAUGUGUUUUUUUUUCUUUUUCUUUCUGUCUUUUUUUCUUUUUUUUCUGUCUUUCUUUUCAUGUGUCUUUUUUCUUCUGUCUUUCUUUCUUUCUUUCAUGUGUCUUUUUUUUUUCUUCUUUCUUUUUUCUGUCUUUUGUUUCUUUGUCUUUUCUUCUGUCUUUCUUUCUUCUUUUUCUUUUUUCUUUUUUCUUUUCUGUCUUUCUUUUCUUUCUGUCUUUUCUUUUUCUUCUGUCUUUUCUUUUCUUCUUUCUUUUCUUUUCUCUUUCUUUCUUUCAUCUGUCUUUUCUUCUGUCUUUCUUUUUCUUUUUCUUUUCUUUGUCUUUCUUUCUUUUUUUUCUUCUGUCUUUCUUUCAUGGGUUUUUUUUUCUUUUCUUUCUUUCUGUCUUUCUUUUCUUCUGUCUUUCUUUCUUUCUUUUUUUUCUUCUUCUGUCUUUUCUUCUGUCUUUCUUUCUGUCUUUCUUUUCUUCUGUCUUUCUUUUCUUUCUUUUCUUCUUCUUUUCUUUCAUGUGUCUUUCUUUCUUGGGUUUUUUUUUCUUUUUUUCUUCUUUUUUCUUUUUCUUCUUUCUUUCUUUCUGGGUUUUUCUUUUCUUCUUCUUUCUUUUGUCUUUCUUUCUUUUCUUCUGUCUUUCUUUUCUUUGUCUUUUUUCUUCUCUUUCUUUCUUCUUUCUUUCUUUUUUUUGUGUCUUUCUUUCUUUUCUGUCUUUCUUUCAUGGGUCUUUUCUUCUUCUCUUUCUUUUCAUGGGUCUUUCUUUUCUUCUGUCUUUCUUUCAUGGGUUUUCUUUUCUUCUGUCUUUCUUUUUCUUUUUUUCUUUUCUUUUCUUUUCUUUCUUCUUUCUUUUUUCUUUCUGUCUUUUUCUUUUUCUUCUGUCUUUCUUUCUUCUGUGUUCUUUUCUUUUUUCUUCUGUCUUUUCUUUCAUUUUCUUUUUUUUCUUUUCUUCUGUUUUUCUUUCUUUUCUUUCUUUCUUUUCUUCUGUCUUUCUUUCAUUUCAUCUUUUUUUCUUCUGUUUUCUUUCUGUCUUUCUUUUCUUCUGUCUUUCUUUCAUUUUCUUUUCUUCUGUCUUUCUUUCAUGGGUUUUUUUUUUCUUCUUUCUUUCUUUUUCUUUUCUUCUUCUUUCUUUCAUGGGUCUUUUCUUUUCUUCUUUCUUUCUUUUCUUUCUUUUUUCUUCUGUCUUUCUUUCAUUGUUUUUCUUUUCUUCUGUCUUUCUUUUCAUGUGUCUUUCUUUUCUUCUGUCUUUCUUUCUUUCUUUCUUUCUUCUUUUUUUUUUUUGUGUUUUUCUUUUCUUCUGUCUUUCUUUUCUUCUGUCUUUCUUUUCUUCUGUCUUUCUUUUCUUCUGUCUUUCUUUUCUUCUGUCUUUUUUUUUCUUUCUUUUUUUCUGUCUUUCUUUUCUUCUUUCUUUUCUUUCUUCUUUCUUUUUUUUUUUCUCUUUCUUUUCUUCUGUCUUUCUUUCAUGGGUCUUUCUUUUCUUCUGUCUUUCUUUCUUCUUUUCUUUUUUCUUCUUUCUUUCUUUUUUCUUCUUUCUUUUCUUUCUUUCUUCUGUGUCUUUUCUUUUCUUCUGUCUUUCUUUCAUGGGUUUUCUUUUCUUCUGUCUUUCUUUUCUUUCUGUCUUUCUUUCUUUCUUUUCUUUUCUUCUGAAAUUUUCUUUCUUUUUUUUCUUUGUCUUUCUUUUCUUCUGUCUUUCUUUUCUUCUGUCUUUCUUUUUUCUUUCUUUCUUUCUGUCUUUUUUUCUUCUGUCUUUCUUUCAUUCUGUCUUUUUUUUCUUCUUUCUUUCUUUCUUUUUUUCUCUUCUGUCUUUUUUUUCUGUCUUUUUUUUCUUCCUCUUUCUUUUCUUCUGUCUUUCUUUUUUUCUUUCUUUCUUUCUUUCUUUCAUGUGUCUUUCUUUUCUUCUUUUUUCUUUCAUGUCUUUUUCUUUCAUGGGUUUUUUUUUCUUCUUCUGUCUUUUCUUUUCUUCUUUCUUUUCUUUUCUUCUUUCUUUUUUUCUUCUGUCUUUCUUUCUUUUCUUCUUUUCUUUGUCUUUCUUUCAUGUGUCUUUCUUUUCUUUGUCUUUCUUUCUUUCAUGGGUUUUUUUUUUCUUCUUCUUUCUUUUCUUCUGUCUUUCUUUUCAUGUGUCUUUCUUUUCUUCUGUCUUUCUUUCAUGUGUUUUUUUUCUUCUGUCUUUCUUUCAUGGGUCUUUCUUUUCUUCUGUCUGUCUUUUCUUCUUUUUCUUUCUGUCUUUCUUUUUUUUCUGUCUUUCUUUCAUUGUGUCUUUCUUUUCUUCUGUCUUUCUUUUCAUGUGUCUUUCUUUUCUUCUGUCUUUUUUUCUUUCAUGUUUUUCUUUUCUUCUGUCUUUCUUUUCUUCUGUCUUUCUUUUCUUUGUCUUUCUUUCAUGUGUCUUUCUUUUCUUCUGUCUUUCUUUCAUGGGUUUUCUUUUCUUCUGUCUUUCUUUCUUCUGUCUUUCUUUUCUUCUGUCUUUCUUUUCUUCUGUCUUUCUUUUCUUCUGUCUUUCUUUUCUUCUGUCUUUCUUUCAUGUGUCUUUCUUUUCUUCUGUCUUUCUUUCAUGGGUCUUUCUUUUCUUCUGUCUUUCUUUUCUUCUGUCUUUCUUUCUUUUCUUUCUUUCUGUGUCUUUCUUUUCUUCUGUCUUUCUUUUCAUUUCUUUUUUCUUUUCUUCUGUCUUUCUUUUCUUCUGUCUUUCUUUUCUUCUGUCUUUCUUUUCUUCUGUCUUUCUUUCAUGUGUCUUUCUUUUCUUCUGUCUUUCUUUCAUGGGUUUUUCUUUUCUUCUGUCUUUCUUUUCUUCUGUCUUUCUUUCAUGUGUCUUUCUUUUCUUCUGUCUUUCUUUCAUGUGUCUUUCUUUUCUUCUGUCUUUCUUUCAUGGGUCUUUCUUUUCUUCUGUCUUUCUUUUCUUCUGUCUUUCUUUCAUGUGUCUUUCUUUCUUCUGUCUUUCUUUCAUGUGUCUUUCUUUUCUUCUGUCUUUCUUUCAUGUGUCUUUCUUUUCUUCUGUCUUUCUUUCAUGGGUCUUUCUUUUCUUCUGUCUUUCUUUCAUGGGUUUUUCUUUUCUUCUGUCUUUCUUUUCUUCUGUCUUUCUUUUCUUCUGUCUUUCUUUUCUUCUGUCUUUCUUUUCUUCUGUCUUUCUUUUCUUCUGUCUUUCUUUUCUUCUGUCUUUUCUUUUCAUGUGUUUUCUUUUCUUCUGUCUUUCUUUCUUGGGUUUUUUCAUGUUUUUCUUUUCUUCUUCUCUUUUUUUUUCUUGUGUCUUUCUUUUCUUCUGUCUUUCUUUCAUGGGUCUUUCUUUUCUUCUGUCUUUUCUUUUCUUCUGUCUUUCUUUCAUUUUCUUUCUUUCAUGUGUCUUUCUUUUCUUCUGUCUUUCUUUCUUUCAUGGGUCUUUCUUUUCUUCUGUCUUUUCUUUCAUGGGUUUUUCUUUUUUUUCUUUUCUUUCUUUUCUUUUUCUUCUUUCUUUUUUCUUCUUUCUUUUCUUUCUGUCUUUUUUUCUUUUCUUUCUUUCUUCUUCUUUCUUUCUUCUUGGGUUUUUUUUUCUUCUGUCUUUCUUUUCUUCUGUCUUUCUUUUCUUUCUUUCUUUCUUUCAUUUUUUUCUUUUCUUCUGUCUUUCUUUUCUUUUCUCUUUCUUUCUGUCUUUCUUUUCUUCUGUCUGUCUUUUUUCUUCUGUCUUUCUUUUCUUCUGUCUUUCUUUCUUCUGUCUUUCUUUUCUUCUGUCUUUCUUUCAUGUGUCUUUCUUUCAUGGGUUUUUCUUUUCUUCUGUCUUUCUUUUCUUCUGUCUUUCUUUUCUUCUGUCUUUUUUUUUCUGUCUUUCUUUUCUUCUGUCUUUUCUUUUUCUGUCUUUCUUUCUUUCUUUUCUUCUGUCUUUCUUUUCUUCUGUCUUUCUUUCAUGGGUCUUUCUUUUCUUCUGUCUUUCUUUCAUGGGUCUUUCUUUUCUUCUGUCUUUCUUUCAUGGGUCUUUGUUGCAUUCGUUCUUUCUAUUGUUCGUUCGUUAUUUUUUCUUUCUUUCUUUCUUUGUUUCUUUGAUAUGCUCUUCUUUCUUUGUUUCUUUCUUUAGUGUACAUUAUUUUUUAUAA